Messenger RNA from Macrobrachium nipponense, 564 nucleotides. RefSeq lists its product as uncharacterized. The transcript has a single exon. Gene Ontology annotation, molecular function: nucleic acid binding. NCBI's taxonomy places the organism in Eukaryota, Metazoa, Arthropoda, Malacostraca, Decapoda, Palaemonidae. The record is from RefSeq and is a predicted model, not a curated record. The coding region runs from base 1 to 564 and encodes 187 amino acids. Gene Ontology annotation, biological process: DNA integration.
AUGCUGGCUGUGGAUGAUGGUUUGAUAGUUUAUGGACCUAGACUUCUCAAACCUCGCAGCCUGCGUAGUGAAACUUUGCAGUGUCUGCAUGAUGCUCACCAAGUAGUGGACCGCACCAAGCGUCGAGCACGCCAGACUAUAUACUGGCCAGGGAUUGACAGGGACGUUGAGAAUACAGUGAAGUCUUGUUCUCGUUGCCAAGAGCUGUUACCAGGUCAGCAGAAUGAGCCUUUGAUGCAGGAAGGCUUCCCAAGUCGAGUAUUUGAGUCCGCGUCUGCUGAUUAUUUUCAUAUCUCUGGCAAGACAUUUCUUGUGUACGUUGAUCGCCUAUCAGAAUGGCCGCAUGUAUCUUCGUGCAAUGGAUCAACUUCUGCAGCUCAACUAGUUAGUUUGUUGAGGCCAAUAUUUUCAGACACAGGUGUGCCUGUAGUACUGAAAACGGAUGGAGGACCGCAGUUCGCUUCAUCAACAUUGCGGCGUUUCCUUGCUCGAUGGGGGGUGGAACACCGCGUGACAUCGCCCUAUAAUCCAAAAGAAAAUGGUUCAUGCCGAAGCUACCGUUAG